Molecule: messenger RNA, 944 nt
Organism: Cuscuta epithymum
Lineage: Eukaryota; Viridiplantae; Streptophyta; Magnoliopsida; Solanales; Convolvulaceae
Source: the annotation of a GenBank genome assembly
UUAUCAUUCAUCUCCCACAUGGGACUUAAGACCCCACUCCACCAUUUAUUUUUGCCUUCCCCUAGCCUUAGUUUGGUGUAUAUAUAUAUAUAUAGUUUUAUUCCUGACCUUUCCUCAGCUCAUCAUGAUCUUUCACAACUUUGUCUAGCUAGCUAGCAAGCUCUCUCCAUAUAUAGAUAUAUUCCUUUAAAUUUAUAAUCAUUAAAUUUGUUUCUUCAGCUACUAUAUAUUUGUGACAAUUUCCAGUUCAAGUUAGUCAACAUGGGGGAUUCAUCUGCUUCUUACAUACAUAUGGUGCAGCACCUGAUAGAGAAGUGCUUGAUAUUUCAGAUGACCAAAGAAGAGUGCAUGGAAGCUCUCUCUAAGCAUGCAAAAAUAGAGCCCAUCAUAACCGCAACUGUGUGGAAAGAGCUAGAGAAAGAGAAUGCGGAUUUCUUUACGGCAUAUAAUCAAUCACAAACCAAACAAGACCGAAUGUCGCAAGCCCAAACGAGUGAAAUGAUUCAGAGAAUGAUUGCUAAUCAUGAUUCCGACUUCAAGGAUCCCUCCAAGGGUUCGGGCAGUUAAUUAAUCACCACAUCUUAAUAAUAAUCAUCCAUUUUAAUCUCCUAUAAUGGAUUUUCUUAUGGAUUUGAAUCAUGUGCAGGUUUGUUCUUUUGGUUUUAAUUUCCUGAUAAUUUGUUGUAUAGUUUCACUAGAAGAAUAAAACUGGAGAAAUUCUUGUGGAAAAAAUUGGAAUUUCGAAAGUUUGUAGUAGUUCUUAACCAUCUUUGUGCGAUAUUUGUAGAAUUGUAGGAUUUUAUUAGUGUUUUGGCAAUUCAAUAAUGUAAUAUAUGUCCUUAAGCAUUGUAUUAUAUUCAGUCUUCACUUCCAAACAAAUUGAAGGAGAAUACUUUUAUGAGGAGACUCUCCUUUUAUGAGUACUAUGGACCCUUCAUAAAGUU